Suillus subalutaceus is the source of this 2640-nucleotide messenger RNA. RefSeq lists its product as uncharacterized. The record is from RefSeq and is a predicted model, not a curated record. Bases 1 to 2640 code for a protein of 879 amino acids. The transcript is spliced from 9 exons. NCBI's taxonomy places the organism in Eukaryota, Fungi, Basidiomycota, Agaricomycetes, Boletales, Suillaceae.
AUGGCGGAAGCCCAACUAGAGGCUGGAGAACACUACUGCGACACGAUGUCGCAUGAUGAUGCUGCACCUGAAUAUGACGACAAUGAUAACGACAACGACGGGAUAGAUAUUCGUGAGGGUAAGCAGUUGGAGGACAGUGAGCUGUUUUCAGAUUUCUUCCAGAGCUGUGGCCCGCAGCGCGGUGUCACCAGUCAUAAACGCCAAGACCAUCGUACACGAUCCGAACGAUAUCGUCAUGCACACGCUGCAUGGACGCAGCAGAUGACGGCCCUUGUUCAUGCUUAUAUGUCAUGGAAACAUCGGUCACGUCCAGAACACGCCACAGAUAAUCAACCUCAAGCACUCGAUGAGCAUAUCUUUGGUGUGUCUGUCAUUGGGCUCUGGGCAGAUUUUAGACCUAACGUGAAUGUUGCCCAACGGCCCGACGAACCUGCCAACUCAGCGCUGCUGCGCAUGGGCUUACUCGGCUGCUCGCCAGUGCAACCAACAGUCGCUAUUGAUCUCACAUGCCUAGAACUUUAUCAUCAGAUUCGCCGUCGUCAAUCGUCAUUUAGCAUGCAAUCGAUUACGAAAGUUCUCUGCGCGCUUCACAAUGUAACAUAUUCGCAGUACUUACGCAAUCAAUUUUUGAUUGCGUUUGACAUCUACCUCGAAAUUCAACGACUCAUUCAACUACAGGUCGACCGUGCACUUGGCAGAGACCACGCUGACUGGCAUAUGUCAGGCGCUUGUCCAUGUUGUGCCUUUGAGCAACCGAACAAGCCACCACUUAAUCCCCGAAGACUUCACAGCAUGGACGGCAAUCAUUCCGCCAAACGUCUGGAUGGUUCUGGCUCAGCAGAUGAGCGCAUCUUCAACAGCAAAUAUUUCAUCCCCACGAUUGCGGUGGAACUUUUCAGAGAUGAUGUUCGCAAUCGGCCUGGUGAACAUCAUAGUGGUGAGACUGCUAAUUGCACAGAAAAUUGGACAGCUGCCAAGUCUGUGGAGGAGAACAAAAUUUUCGUCUUCGAGCAAACUGGCAUCUUUAUCUUGGCGUGUCGCCAUGGCUUUGUAGAAUGCGUUGUUGAGAUGAAACGAAGUGGAGAGCUUGCCAAGUAUGGACUCGCCGUGACCAAUCGAUUACUUGACAUCUGCGGGAAUGACCAAGCUCUGGGCCAUGACAUUGGCUGUUCAUCGCGCAAGACCAUCGCAGCGAGUUCUAUUGGGGCGAGAGCCAAGGCACUAAAUCUUAUUGUUGCAGUGAACAGUUUUCAUGGAUAUGCUCAUAACCGCCGCUGCCAGCUGCAAAAUCAUCCCUUGUACCUCGAAGGUUUCGGCAAUGAGGAUCUAGAAACCUGUGAACGUAUCUUCUCAAGUUCUAAUAGUGCUGCAGUUCUCAUCCGCCACGCGUCCCAUUUUCAUUGGACGCAAUUUCUGGAUCUUCACUUUGACCAAUGGGAUCGCGACAAGUAUCUCGAAUUAAGUCGCUUCUUAUGCAAUAAUUAUGUCCAGGCGCUCAAAAUCAUCGAAGAUUAUAUGCCCUUGCUUGAGGAGUUCAAGUCCCGGAAAUCGCUUGCUGACCGAGACUUCAUCCAGUGGCAUCAAGAAGAAGUCGAGUUUCUUAGCAACUUAGCUAUUGAACCACCAUCCGAUGUCCUUGCAGUGGCAUACAUUGAGGAGCUUGAAAAGCUUCGGCUCGCUGAGUCAGCGUAUGGCAGCAUGACAUCGGUGCCUUUCCUCACGUAUACACCCACCAGCUUUACGCAAACUUCAGGUUUGAACGCCAGUGCUCGGCGGCAGUCAAGAACAGUCGAAGCAGAACGCGCAUCAGUGCUGCGCAGAUAUGAGUUGCAAAUGAACGUUGUGGAUGAUUUUGAGCGGCGGAAUGGCAUCAAUGAAUGUUGGACAAUAGCGCACCCUGAAUACACUCAGGCACUGAAGUAUUCUCACGAGCGCCGCUUCAUUCGGACUGUGGAGGAAUUAGAGGGCCUAGUCGUCCAACGCUUAUUUGAGUUUUCAAAGGCCAACCUCGUAGGCACAGGAGGUUACAAAAUGCGGAAACAUAUUUCCAAAGCCAUCGCACGUCGAUCUGCCGCUAUUCGCUCAGCGCUCGAGAAGUACAACAAGUUAGCCCCUCUUCAAACACCACCUCGGCCCGUCCUCGAUUAUUCCGAAGUUGUGGGGUAUGCUACCCUUGGGGAGUUCUCGCUUCUCAAAUAUUCUCGCCAUGACCUCCUUUCCAAGCCAUGGGCCAUCCCUGACAAUCGGGAAAUGGCAGCUAGAUAUUUCAAGGUGGUGAGGUCGCAUGAGGAGAUUACCCGCUUAAAUGUCGAAAUACGUCGCCUCGACGCUUGGGUCGAGUAUGAUGACGCGAAGAUGCUAGAAGUCAUUGAGACGUUAACGGUUGAGGAAGCUGACUCCCUUCUUGCUGCAGAGUUCAGACAACAGUACAAUGAACGGCACCGCAUCAACAAUAUUCACCGCCAUCGUUUGAACAAGAUUCGUUACCUCAAGGGCUACAGUGGCCCGGCUGCAGCACUGUUGCAUGGUUCUGUGGAGAUGGAGAACUUGGAUGACGAAAGGGAACCAGUUGGUCUCGGGGAGAAUGACGAGUUGAACGACGAAGCUUUCCGUCUUGAAGAUGCCAUUUCUCACCUUUAG